UCAUUGCCACAUUACCGCCUGAGCUUGCGGUGAAGAGAGGCGCUCAUCCACCAUCGUAUUCAGUACGAUCACUUUGAUCAUUGCAUGGUCAAAACGGCCUAGCGCGCGAUUCAUGAACAAAUCUACAUCCAAACCCAGUAGUGGACUCAUACCAGAAGCCGAAAGCAGCUCUUAUUACCUCCUCAGCAGCCGCCGUCAGGUUGACGUUGAACUUGCUCCUAUAAACCCGUUCUCUCUAACUUGGUCGCCAUGGCAACUGAGGAGAAGAAACCAGACACAGAGGCUACUAAAACACAGCCGGCAUCAUCUGCCUCCGCCAGCCAGAGCAAGUCAGCACCUGUGAAGCCAAACUACACCUUGAAGUUCACACUGGCUGGCCAUACAAAAGCAGUCUCUUCUGUCAAGUUCAGUCCAAGUGGGGAGUGGCUCGCCAGCUCAUCUGCUGAUAAGUUGAUCAAAAUAUGGGGUGCAUAUGAUGGCAAGUUUGAGAAGACGAUAUCUGGACACAAACUUGGCAUCUCAGACGUGGCCUGGUCCUCUGACUCCAACCUCCUGGUCUCAGCUUCCGAUGACAAGACCCUGAAGAUCUGGGAUGUGAGCUCUGGAAAGUGUUUAAAAACACUGAAGGGUCACAGCAACUAUGUAUUUUGCUGUAACUUUAACCCCCAGUCCAAUCUCAUUGUAUCUGGAUCUUUCGAUGAGAGCGUGAGGAUUUGGGAUGUUAAAACGGGGAAAUGUCUGAAGACACUGCCAGCUCACUCGGACCCCGUCUCUGCGGUUCAUUUCAACAGAGAUGGUUCAUUGAUUGUGUCCAGCAGUUAUGAUGGACUUUGCCGGAUCUGGGACACAGCAUCAGGCCAGUGCCUUAAAACACUUAUCGAUGAUGACAACCCACCUGUGUCUUUUGUGAAGUUCUCCCCCAAUGGCAAAUACAUCCUGGCUGCCACUCUGGAUAACACUUUGAAGCUUUGGGACUACAGCAAAGGAAAGUGUUUGAAAACUUAUACCGGUCAUAAAAAUGAGAAGUACUGCAUAUUUGCUAAUUUCUCUGUCACUGGUGGAAAGUGGAUUGUCUCUGGUUCAGAGGACAACAUGGUCUAUAUCUGGAACCUUCAGACCAAGGAGAUUGUACAGAAACUACAGGGGCACACAGAUGUGGUGAUCUCAACCGCAUGUCACCCCACAGAAAAUAUCAUCGCAUCAGCAGCACUAGAAAAUGACAAAACCAUCAAACUUUGGAAGAGCGACUGCUAAGCCUCAAGCUUAUUUUACUUUAUUAUUUUGUUAUUUUUUUAAUUUUCUACUGUUCAUUAUGUGGGGAGGGGGGUAAGAGACUUUUGUUUUUCAUUUGAAAGGUCACGCAAUGCCGUUCACAUUGACAUCAAGGCUCGGCAAGAGCAUUGGUGAAAGCGCCCUACCCGACAUACCCUCUCCUAACACAGCACCCCUCUCUCCACUCAUGUGCACUAAAACAAUCACUUUCUCUCUGCCUUGCCACCAGCUCUCGUUCAUCAGUUUAAGCAUCCAGCAAAACUUUUAACCAGACUGUAAAUCUAGGCAGCUUUGUUUGAAAUUCACAGACCUGUUAGGACAAAGAGAGCGUUCAUGUCUGUUUUUUUUCCUGUAAGUUUUGUAGAAUCAGUGAUGGUUUGCACACUUUCUGAAGCCAGCAGAACGCCUUGGGCACAUUUUUAAGUGGCCAUUUUAACCGAAAUGUUUGGAGGAUUAAAUUUCUCUUCUUGAUUUUGUCAUUUCCAUGAGCGAUUUGCAGCUUCUCUCCACUAUUUGGCCAAGAAGAGGUUUCGCAAACUUCAUCUGUGAACACCUGAAAUACUUACCUUGACUUACUGAUGUCAAAUCAAACCUCCAUGUACGAAAUGUGUUGUGUGGCAGAAGGAUGUUUUGAACAUCCACUAUUUCAUGUUUUUUUCUGUAAAUGUUAAAACAGCAAUUAAAUCAAUUCAUUGUGUUAUAGUUGCUAAGCUAAUUGUCAGACAUCGUUUAUGGUUUUCAGUGGCUUUCAGUGUCGUCUAGGCAGUGCUAACAAUAAAACUCCUUUCUCUUUUGUUAUGAAGGCUUAUUGCAGUUACAGAGAUGAUGUAUGCCAAAAGUUCACUUUAUUCCUUCAGCUGUAACUACCUGUAACACCUUUUGUUCAUAUCAGUUUUGGUGCUUUUGAUCAAUAAAACUACAAUACAUCGGGAUGGAAUAGCUUGGUCAGCUUUCAGAGAAAGCAUUAUCAGUUAAAAGGAAAAGUUACUAGUAGACUGAAGUUUCACCAACUAUAAAUAUUCAUUCUAAGCUACAAAGAAAAAAAAUCCUACCUGCACAAUCUGGUAAAAGACAAACCGUUUCUAACUGUUAUCUGGUUACAGUUACACACGCAAGGAGGAGUGUUGCUGUGAUCUGAAUAUGCCAUAACCUUGUAUCUCUUGACCAAAAGCAGUCUCGAUGUAUUAAGAGCCUUGAGGUGUUUUGUGUACCUGACACUUUGUACAUACUUGCAGCUUCUCUGUUCUUUGAUAUGUUUACCUUUUGUUCUGUGGUAUUUUUAACGGUCUCAAGUAGCUGAGAGUACUUCAAAACUGUUUUAUUUUUUCUGCUUUAUGUGGAUGAUGGUUUGUCAUAAACCCAUCCUCUGCUUCUGGACUCGCCAGAUUUCCAGUGCACUGCAGUGAUGACAGGGGCCGCAUGAGGAAUUGUAUCUGUAUUGCAUUUAGUCACUUUGGACAUGACCUGUGACUCAAUAAAGAUUUUUUUACCUCUA
Molecule: messenger RNA, 2767 nt
Organism: Rhinichthys klamathensis goyatoka
Lineage: Eukaryota; Metazoa; Chordata; Actinopteri; Cypriniformes; Leuciscidae
Gene: wdr5
Product: WD repeat domain 5
Exons: 14
Coding region: 250-1254 (334 amino acids)
Cellular component (GO): Set1C/COMPASS complex
Molecular function (GO): histone binding
Source: RefSeq, a predicted model, not a curated record